CUCUGCUAUCGACUCUCUCGUCAAAAAUCAUUGUCCGAAAUCAAAUUUCAAGCUCUCUUCUAUAAUCUUAAGUGCUCUUCAUUUGUGAUUCUCUUUUAUUUUGUUAAUCUUAAUCACAAAGUAUUAUCAAUAUCGAGAAUGUGUGGUGGUGCAAUCCUCGCCGGAUUCAUCCCUCGCAGCAAGGGCAGCAGCCAACUCUCCGCUGCCGACCUAUGGCCCACAUCCGCCGACUUCUGGCCAAUUUCUCAUUUUGCCAAACCCAACAAUUCCAGCUCCUCCAGCCAAAAUGGCUCUAAGCCUCUCAAAAGAUCCCAAUCUUGUACAGGUGAUAAGCAAGCGGAAAUCGGUGGAAAUGCAAAGCGGCAGCGGAAGAACCUGUACAGGGGAAUACGGCAGAGGCCAUGGGGCAAAUGGGCAGCCGAGAUCCGGGACCCGAGAAAAGGUGUUCGGGUUUGGCUUGGUACAUUCAACACAGCUGAAGAAGCAGCCCGGGCGUACGAUAGAGAAGCCCGCAUAAUCAGAGGGAAAAAAGCUAAAGUCAAUUUUCCAAACGAAGACGAUGCGUACAAUCCAUACAAUCACAAUCACAAUCACAAUCACAAUCUGACAUAUAAUAAUAAUCACGGUUCGUUUAAAACGUACCCGCUCGAGGAAGUAUCCGGGUCAGCGUCCGGUUGGGGUUUGGAAAAUGCAUGUUGUUUUGAUCAGGAAAGAGAGGGUUUGUUUAAAGUGGAGGAGGCGGUGAGUGAGAAUGGUAUUGUUGACAUAGGAACGACAGUUCUGGAUGCGGCGGCGGUGGCUGCGGAGGAAGCGGCGAAGGAUAAUGAAGUGCAAAAGCUGUCGGAAGAGUUAAUGGCUUACGAGAACUACAUGAAGUUCUAUCAGAUUCCGUAUCUCGAUGGUCAGUCCGUGGCGGCGGCAGCGGGGUCAAAUCCAGCGCAGGAAACAGUACUUGGAGGCGGUGCAUUGGAUCUCUGGAGCUUUGAUGAUGUCACACCGGCGGUGACCUAAGCGGUCUCUAAUUUGGCGGAUUUCUUUGGGUUCUUUCAAAUCAAUGGCACAAUUUGUAAAUUAAGUAGUCAUUCGGUACCUUAAUUGUCUUUUCAUAUCCACAUUUUAUUAACUAUUUGUAAUUUCCAUUCAAAAGCAAUAAAUAUAUUUUUUGUGUGUUUUUUUUUA
Messenger RNA from Olea europaea var. sylvestris, 1179 nucleotides. RefSeq names its product ethylene-responsive transcription factor ERF071-like. Gene Ontology annotation, molecular function: DNA-binding transcription factor activity; DNA binding. Lineage: Eukaryota; Viridiplantae; Streptophyta; Magnoliopsida; Lamiales; Oleaceae. Gene Ontology annotation, biological process: ethylene-activated signaling pathway; regulation of DNA-templated transcription. The transcript has 2 exons. Bases 139 to 1011 code for a protein of 290 amino acids. The record is from RefSeq and is a predicted model, not a curated record.